ACUAAUAUAAUCCCUGGUAAAACUCUGGAGCCUGGAUCUCACAACACAGAAGCCACAACUUCCAUGGGAGGAACGGCGAGUACCCAAGCAGGACUUCCAGGAGGUACCACGGGAGCAUCAGCGAGUGCUACCACGGGAGCCAAAAAGAAAAUUACAGGUGGCACGGACUUCAGAGAAGCUGGAUCAGGGGCCCCGACUGCACCCACAAUAGGACGUGAGGAAGAGACCUCAGCCAGCAAACCAAGCCCAGGAGCGACAAGCCCAGGAAAAUCAGAGGCCACGACGUUCACGGGAGGUAGCGGCGCCCCUGGAACUGGACCCAGACCCGAAACCACUGUCGCACCACAAGGCCCAGCAACUGGGAGUAUGACAGGCACCACUGGGGUAGCCCCAGGCACAGCUGUUGGCCCUGGCACCUCCAACACAGGUAUAGUCUCCGGACGAACUGCGCCCCCUGAAAUUUAUAUCACGGAGGCCACAACUUCCAUUGGAGGAGGCGGGACCACGCAAGCAGGACUUCCAGGAGGGACCACGAGGCUUUCACCCGGAGCCAGCAGCGGCUCACAGAGUUCCAAGCCAGGCACCUCUGUCGCACCGGGGAGUCCAGCGACUGGAAGUGCAACAGGUGCUACACGGGGACACUCUGGGACAACCAUUCGACCUGGGAGUUCCCGCACUGAGGCCACGACGUUCACGGGAGGUAGCGGCGCCCCUGGAACUGGACCCAGACCCGAAACCACUGUCGCACCACAAGGCCCAGCAACUGGGAGUAUGACAGGCACCACUGGGGUAGCCCCAGGCACAGCUGUUGGCCCUGGCACCUCCAACACAGGUAUAGUCUCCGGACGAACUGCGCCCCCUGAAAUUUAUAUCACGGAGGCCACAACUUCCAUUGGAGGAGGCGGGACCACGCAAGCAGGACUUCCAGGAGGGACCACGAGGCUUUCACCCGGAGCCAGCAGCGGCUCACAGAGUUCCAAGCCAGGCACCUCUGUCGCACCGGGGAGUCCAGCGACUGGAAGUGCAACAGGUGCUACACGGGGACACUCUGGGACAACCAUUCGACCUGGGAGUUCCCGCACUGAGGCCACGACGUUCACGGGAGGUAGCGGCGCCCCUGGAACUGGACCCAGACCCGGUGAGAAAGGGUCCUUGCCGUGUGGGGUUUGCCGUUAA
This is a messenger RNA of Pteronotus mesoamericanus, 1176 nucleotides long. RefSeq names its product apomucin-like. NCBI's taxonomy places the organism in Eukaryota, Metazoa, Chordata, Mammalia, Chiroptera, Mormoopidae. The record is from RefSeq and is a predicted model, not a curated record. The coding region runs from base 64 to 1176 and encodes 370 amino acids. The transcript has 21 exons.